AUGAACGCUGGCCGAAAACUUUCACCCAAAGGACGAACUGAGUUACUGGGCGGCGAGGGAGACCUGACGCGCACUGACGCGCACCUGCAGGGCUAUGAGUGGGUCUUUCGUGAUCAGCAGUGGCUUGUUUGGCCUGGAUCGCGAGUGGAGGCCGGUGCAAAUGCGCCACAGCAACGCCAUCCUCUGGUCAAGUCAGGGAGCUCAGAGGUCGAAGAGGUCGAAGAGGUCGAGGGUUGGUCCGAGCCCAGCAGCAUCCUGGUGCAGCUCCGGCAGCCGCAAGUGGCAGGGGAGCUGUUCCUGGAGGAGGCCUCGGAGUCCUCGGUGUCCCUACGCUGGCCGCGCUGCGCCUCCGGUGAGCCGCACCUGGCCUCGCUGGACUACUGGAUCCUUUGUGCGGAAGGGGACAGCUCCUCGCACCUGGACUGGCAGACCGUGGGGCUGCUGCACGAUCAGGGCGAGGACGGCGGGCAACACCUGCACUAUGCUGUCCGCUUCCUGCGGCCGGAGCUCUGCUACGUCUUUGCGGUGGAGUGCCGCUACGGGGCACUGCCGCCAGCGCUGGCGGCUGCCAGCGCCGCGCGGCUCGAAGCCGCCGCGCUGCCGAGCCGCCUGCCGAGCCGGCCCCCGCCGAGCGCCCGAACGAAUCGCCUCGCCUUUGGAGGCCCUACACCAGAGGCCCCCUACGAGGCCCGCGGCGAGGCCUGUGGUGAAGUUCCUGCCAUUCCCGAUCCGAGCAACCUGCAGCCCGGCUUUGCCCCCAUGCAGGCAGAGCCUUUGACACUCAGCCAGGGGAAGGAGCUCUGGCACGCGGAUAUCGGAGGCACGCGUGCUCUUGCUCGGUAA
Molecule: messenger RNA, 843 nt
Organism: Symbiodinium natans
Lineage: Eukaryota; Dinophyceae; Suessiales; Symbiodiniaceae
Source: the annotation of a GenBank genome assembly